Molecule: messenger RNA, 1550 nt
Organism: Carica papaya (papaya)
Lineage: Eukaryota; Viridiplantae; Streptophyta; Magnoliopsida; Brassicales; Caricaceae
Product: RNA-binding (RRM/RBD/RNP motifs) family protein
Biological process (GO): chloroplast rRNA processing
Cellular component (GO): chloroplast thylakoid membrane
Molecular function (GO): mRNA binding
Source: RefSeq, a predicted model, not a curated record
AUGGCUUCCCUGAAGCUAGUUUUUGUUGAUUGUUUUAUAGUAUGGGGAGGUGUUCUUGUUUUUCUUAGUGGGUUAGGUUUAGAUUUCUCUGAUGUAAUGGCAUGUUAUAACUCUCUUACCAGAGAUAUGCAAGAAAUUAAUAUCAAUUACCAAACGACGUCGGUUCCCCCGGCAUUUGACCUCGCAAAAAUAUCCCUGCAUUGUCGCAACUCCUUAUCCAAAAGUUGGAAUUCCAACGCACGCGUGAACUUCCUCUCGUGUUUGCUUCUGAAGAGCAAAAUUAAGCAGCAAACAAAAUUCGGUGCUCAUGGCUCUACUUCGUCUUCUUCAUCAAAGUCCUCUUUCCUAUCUUCAAAUCCUCUCGGCCAAUCCAAUACUAAGCACCAUACUCGCACUCCCUCCCGAAAUCUUUCCAUUUCUUGGUCUCUGUCUUCAUGUUCUCGUCUCUCUCAUUGUCGUUCUCCUACUCAUACUCAUACCAACACCUUUUCCACCAAAACCAGAAGCGUUAAUGUCUCCGUCGAUAACCCACAGCUGCAAUCCGAAACAGAGCAAGAAGAAGAAGAGUUUUCUAAAGUGAGGUUGGUCGCGCAGAACGUUCCUUGGACUUGUACUCCUGAAGAUAUUCGUGCGUUGUUUGAGAAGCAUGGGAAAGUUGAAGACGUUGAGCUAUCCAUGUACAACAAGACAAAGAAUAGGGGUUUGGCUUUUGUAACAAUGAGUUCACCUGAAGAGGCUCUUGCUGCUCUCAAUAAUCUCGAAUCGUAUGUAUUAGAGGGCCGAUAUUUGAAGGUCAAUUAUGCUAAGCCAAAAAAGAAGAAGCCAGCCCCACCUGUGCAACCGAGGCCAGCAGUGACUUUUAACUUGUUUGUGGCAAAUUUGCCAUUUGAUGCCAGGUCUAGACAUCUGAAAGAUUUUUUUAGUGCUGAAAGGGGCAAUAUUGUUUCUGCUGAAGUUAUCUUUUACGAUAAUCCGAGAAGGUCCUCGGGUUAUGGAUUUGUCUCUUUCAAAACCAAGAAAGAGGCUGAUGAAGCCCUUUCUACUUUUCAAGGAAAGAUUUUCAUGGGAAGACCAAUUAGAGUGGCGCGUGGUAGACAAUUUGCAAAAUUGCAAGCAAAAGAUGCACCGGCUGAGUUGAACCCUGACGAGGAGCAUGAUAGGGCGGCUGCUGUACAUUGAAAUCGGGCUUUUAGAGGAAGUCAGAUGCUUCAUUUGUUGACUUUAAAGCGCCUCUAAUUGAGUUUUUGCAUUUCCAUAUUAAAUAUUUAUCAUUAAGGUUGUCACUUAGGUUCAUAAAUAGAAGGAUUGUUCGUUGCUACUGUAUUGGCAAUGAUAUAAAUCAACUUCAAACUGGGAGCAUGACUUCCUCCAUAUGAAACCCGCGUCCAACUAUGGUGCCCUGAAGGCAUUGUACAAUUUUAUGUUUUCUAAAUCUAAUGAUUAACCGCUAGCGAGUUACAAUAUAUUGAUUUUAAACCAUAGCAUGGAUGUUUCCACGACAAUAGUAUUUUGGAUUGUCCAGAUUUUGUGAGGAAGUUAUUUGAUUUUCA